CUUUUCCCCAUAAUUUCAGCCAAGAAAAAAUGUCAUACAAAGAUUUUAUUUUAGUUGCGGAGUAGACGAAAGCAGAAGCAAGCAGUACAACUUUCUUAUAAGUGAAAUGAAUGGUUUCGCGUACGGAUACAUAAGUGAUACGGCCGAAAUAUACUGUGAUCGUCUACGAAGUUACGUUGCAGUAGAAACGUAACAUUCAAGAGCGUGGGGACGUGAGAUUCGAUACGUGUUUUUAUAUUUUUGUACGUUUCAUUUCUUGUUAUACAACAGAUCCUUCUCACAUAAAGCGAUCAUAGUCUAUCGGGAAAAGGCGAUCUGUAAUAGCUGUGUACUGAAUGUUCCAAGCUCGAUUAUUGAAACUUUCAAGUUCAAUUUAUCUGGUUAUGAAAACUGGACUGUAUCUCCCUGUCUGUCUCCGUACAAUCACUCAAAUACAACUGAAACAGCUACACAAUUAAGGUAUCGCCAGGAAGAACUUUCCUUCAUUUGUCAUCACAACUCAAAAGUUUCCACGACACGCGUUAACUCGAACAGAAACUUCGAAACCGAGAGAAGCUGAUCUGUAGUACCAGUCUCUGUUGCCGAGGUGUUGUGGCGUUAGGAGUAGUAUUGAUACUUCUGGCAGCUUCAGCUCUUGUUUAACGACCGAAACAACCCGAGUAUGCACGUCGAGGUCCAAGUGGCGCUGAACUUCCUCAUCUCCUUUCUUUAUAACAAGUUACCGAGGAGGAGGGUGAACCAGUUUGGAGAAGAGUUAGAAAAAGCCCUACGUCAGAAAUUUCAAGGUCAUUGGUACCCCGAAAAACCUAUGAAAGGAUCAGCUUAUCGCUGUUUAAAAACGACGUUUCCUCUUGAUCCUGUAUUCGAGAAAGCAUCCAUAGAGUGUGGAAUGGACUUGCGGGACAUUCAAGAAAACUUACCAAAGGAACUUAGUAUCUGGAUUGAUCCUGGAGAGGUGUCCUACCGUCUGGAAGAGAAAGGGCCCAUUAAGGGACUUUACAGUGUAUCUGACAUCUUUGAAGAAAGCGGUGAACGUGAAAUUUCGCGCACUUUCAAUCCUGAAGCUCAGUCCUUUAAACCAAUAGACAGUGUGGCGUCUCAACUAGGAGGACUGUCUUUAAACUGUGCACCCGCUACAACAACAAGUACUCCUUCUCCCACCUACAAAUCUACUAGCCCUGUGAAUGGUUUCAUACCCAAGACAGCAACUCCUCUCACAUUUACCACUGCUACGUUUGCUCAGACAAAGUUUGGCUCAACCAAGCUGAAAAAUAAUAGUAAAAGGUCUCACCGUCUCUCCCCGACUGAGUUGGGAAAUUCGAUAAAACAGCGAUUCAUGAUGCAACAGGUUCAGCAACUAGCGCAGCAACAGCUAGUCCCUUCUUCUAUUCCCCAGUCAGCAGCUAUGGCAUCAGCCAUCUUUGCUGCUGGAGGAAACUGUGGUGUCAGCGCCCCCCAGCGGCCAAGAUCUCUAUCACCUAAUCCUCAGCCUCAAUUUGAUCCAAAUUUUCUCCUUAUGGCCUCUCUCCAGCAGCCUCAGUUUACUCCAAACACGGCUCAGUUUUCAUCUUCCGCAUCGGGCACGUUUGUUCCAUCUGGAAUGUUUGAUGUUAACCUGAAAGGUUACUCGAACGACUUUAUCUCUUCCUCCAACAUCAGCUCAGCUGUAUCCACCACUCCUGUUACUGGUACCACGAAGAUGACAUACCAGUCAUUAGCCAGUCCGACAAGUAUGACAGCUGUUAACAGCAGGUUUUCUUCAUUUUUUGAAAAGUCUUUCGGAAGUAACGGAAACUCCUUGGGAGGUUUGAAUCUAAACUUGCCACCAUCAGACUCUACGACAUUUGGUAUGGACCCACUCAAUGUGGGUGGUGUAUCCUACACCAACCAGUAUCAACACUUGUUGAUGGCAAACUGAAAAUUACACAUCUCCCGAAUAAAGGAUACCUGCGUUUAUUUGGUUGUCCGAAGUCAAGAUGUACGACUUUUUUUGCGAAAACACUUUGAAUUUUUAGUGUUCUUUCAGUCGGUAUGUGAUAAUAGAAACGACUGCUAGUAUUAGCGUGUUAAUUGAUGUAUUUGGAGUUCAAAAUUAAAUUUUCCACCAGUACGAAUUUAGAAAGCCGUGAUUUUAACAAAGCUUGAGAUUUGCUGAAUUAACGUAGGAUAAUAUAAUAUUGUUAUUUAAUUGUAACUUAAAAAAGCAAUAGGUUUCCUAUUGUAUUCUUAUAGGUGUAAGAGAUGUAAACUGCAAAAAAUACAAAGAUUUGGAAUUGUUUAUAUUGAUUCUAGGUAACACAAUCUAUUUCUUUCUGGUGCGAUAGAAACAAUGUCAAUAUGCAACUAUCGUCUGACUUGUUUUUUACGUUAUAUUAUUGUUGUAGUUAAAAAAAAAAGCUAAUCUAUCAGUUUUAUUUAUGAAAUUUACUUCAAAGAGAUUAUAUCUAAACAAUUCACCAGGUUUGUGGUUAAUGCAUACAUUGUUAUUAAAUUGAUGUCUGAGUUACUAAGGAAUUUUUAAAAGGCACUCGCUGUAAUCCUAGUAUUAAUCUAUUGAUGUUGUUGCCGUAUUCUAGUGAAUAUUUAAGACUGUAGUGGGGGAGGGGGCAUAUAUUUGGGUGUAACCAAAACUAAGUUAUGAAAACCAAAUGCUUGAUAAUAUAAUGUUUUGUUUAAAUACGUUUUUGUUCAGCCGAAUACUUAGGCUUGUAAUAUAUUGUGUAUGUAGUAUGUUAAGGAAUUUAUUUCGUGUAUUAAUUACACGUUUGAGGUUGGUGUUCAAAGUUUUUCUCAACACCGGUGAUGUCGAAUUGGGUAGCGGGUAUAUUUUCUUACCUAGUAAUUUGAAUUAUGUAAUAAUUAUCCCUAUGUGUACAGUAUAUAUGUUAAGAGAACAGACUAUAUUUAAUUAUUCUUUCUAAUAUAUAAUGUUUAGGUAUAUUAAAGGUGUUUUAUCUUUUCUACUUGAAAAACCCAUGUGAUGUUAGCUUACUUUUUUAUAACUAUGUCGAACGCCAACAAUAAACUUGAUUCACAAGAAUAAUUGUUACGAUUAAUAUUAUUAUUAUUAUUAUAUUAUUAGUGUGAAUGUUUUAUAAGAUACACAGUUCUAGAACUUUUCUUAUCGGUAUAAUAGAUACUACGUACCUUUUUUACUCGUGUGCGGUGUCGUAAACAUAGAUUGAGUGAGUGCUUUGGGGUUGCAUGUAACAUAAUUAUUGUACACGUUCUCGUCUCGCACCUACUCAUAUUUCAUUGUGCUUGGCCGUUCCUAUAAGUAUGCCCUUGCUAUAGGUUUUCGUUUUCAUAUCUUGUUACAUUUUUAAGUUUGUAAUAAAUGUUUGAGCAUUUUUCUUAAUGAAAA
Molecule: messenger RNA, 3364 nt
Organism: Limulus polyphemus (Atlantic horseshoe crab)
Lineage: Eukaryota; Metazoa; Arthropoda; Merostomata; Xiphosura; Limulidae
Product: protein Tob1-like
Exons: 3
Coding region: 662-1918 (418 amino acids)
Biological process (GO): regulation of gene expression
Cellular component (GO): cytoplasm; nucleus
Molecular function (GO): transcription corepressor activity
Source: RefSeq, a predicted model, not a curated record